Molecule: messenger RNA, 1771 nt
Organism: Hydra vulgaris (swiftwater hydra)
Lineage: Eukaryota; Metazoa; Cnidaria; Hydrozoa; Anthoathecata; Hydridae
Source: RefSeq, a predicted model, not a curated record
GGUAUUGCAUGCAAUAUUGCAUUGUUCUAUCUCCUUAAUGAGCAAACUUGAAAAUAUUAUCUUGUUCUAUCUCCAAUCAACCAAUCAUAUUACAAUUACAAAGUUGUUCGGAAUAAUUUUAUCAGUUUUGUUGUUUUCAAAAUGGCAACUGCAAAUAUUGACCAAGAAAUGGAACCUGCCCUAAAUCAAAACGAAGAGCUGCUUGGCAUUACACCUUCUCGUCGGUCGCCCCAUGGUGGGGUUUCUAGGAAACGUAAAGCUGAUAGGAGUAGUUGGAAACAAAGUGUAAGAAAAAUCCAACGUCAGUCGGGUAAAGCUUAUAAAAAUACGAAAGGAGAACAAAUGCCAAAAAGAUCUAUUGUUGCACUAAAAAGUUGCAGAAAUUGUAAAUUUAAAUGUUCUACCAAUAUAUCUGAGAUUGAGCGUCAAAUAAUAUUUGAUAACUUUUGGACCUUAGAUGAUGACGGAAAAAAACAUUUCUAUUCUAAAACUACUGAAAAUCUGGAGAAAAAACGCUGUCGGACAGCUGCUGGUGACAAUUCAAGAAGAAAAACAUCUUAUUAUUAUAGCUUUUUUGUUUCUAAUACACAAUAUAGAGUUUGUAAAUCAUAUUAUCUUUCAACAUUGAAUAUUAGCAGCCAUAGAGUGUUUUACUUUCAUAAGUUUAAUAAAUCUUUAACUACUGGAACACCAUUGCAAUCAAAAUCAGGGAAACAUGUUAAAAAAAGGUUACUAGAAGAGUCUAAACAAGUUGUACGAGACCAUAUUAACCUUUUCCCAAGAAUUGAUGCUCAUUAUAGCAGGAAAAAGACACAUAAAAAAUACAUGGAAGGAUCACUAAAUAUAGGUAGAAUGUAUGGUCUUUAUAAAAUAUAUUGUGAUGAAAAUGUCUCUCCUCCAGCAAAAGAACAUAUGUAUCGUUAUAUCUUUAAUCACGAGUUCAAUAUAGAAUUUCAAAAACCGAAGAAAGAUUUAUGUGACACAUGCUAUGAGUAUCGCAACAUUGUUAAUGCAAGCAAUGAACAAAUAGAUAGUUAUAAUAAGCACAUAAAAUCAAGGAAUGAUACCAAAACUGAACGUGAAAAUGAUCGCCAAAAUGUUGAUUCUAAAACUGCAAUUGUUUGUAUUGACCUUGAAAAUGUUUUUAAUUUGCCUAGAGCUAAUGUGGGAAACUUUUAUUACAAACGAAAACUUUCAAAUUAUAACUUAACUGGAGGAAAUGAUCUAGCCAGUGCUGUAAUACCUUGACAUAAAUAAGUUCAUACUUUGGUUCGAUUCAUGUGUACCACAAAACCGCAAUAGCUUCAUGUCAGCAGCUUUGUGUGAAUUUAUAAUACGAUACCCACAAAUAAAAGUAAUUGAACAGAAGUUCUGCGAGCCAGGUCAUUCCAGCAUUCAAGAAUGUGACAACAUUCAUAGUCAGAUUGAAAAAUCCCUCUCUGCUGCAGAAAUAUUUAGUCCACUUGGGCUAGAAAGAGCUAUUAAAAAUGUAAACCGUAAAAAACCUUUCUGUGUUCACCAAAUGCAAUUAGAAGAUGUAAAGAAUUUUUCAGUUGUCGCUGGUUUGUCAAGUUAUAAGUUAGUGCCUUAUUCAAAGGUUAAAAAUCUUGUUUAUCGAAACGGACUGCCAUACCAUGUUUUUUUUAAAACCUCGUUUUCAGAUAAUUAUUCACAAGCUCGUAUAAAUAAGUCUGUCAAGAAAGCAGCAUCAACCAUUGUUGCAAAACCAUUAAAUACCAAUAUACCAAUGGCAGCUUGCUUUCGUGCUUCU